Molecule: messenger RNA, 702 nt
Organism: Meloidogyne enterolobii
Lineage: Eukaryota; Metazoa; Nematoda; Chromadorea; Rhabditida; Meloidogynidae
Source: the annotation of a GenBank genome assembly
AUGAUUUUUGUUGCUAAUGAUGGUGGAAAUAUUGCUAGACGUACUGAUCAUACAGAAUGGUUUAAACAAAAUGAUAAACAUGUUACUAUUUAUAUUACAACAACAAGUAACUCUUAUUUGGGAAGUAAAGAUUGUUAUGGAGAUAUUUCUGAAGAGUUUAAAAGUUGUUAUCCAGAAAAGGAUAAAAUACUUAGAAGAAUUGGAGACAUGUGUGGAGCAGAUGGAGGUUAUAAUCCAGAAUCUGUAGCUGUACGUGCCGUUGUUAGAGCUGACGAUUUAGGUUUGGCUAGUUCUCUUCCUGAAUUUGCUAUGAAAGACGAAAUUUUUACAUGUAAAAAUGCGACGUCUCCAAAACAGCGCUGGCGUGUUGCUAUUGCUUUAUUUCAAGAUUAUAACAAAGUACUAAACGAGUUUAUAAUGGUUAAAAAUUCAGAAAAUAAUACAAGUUUUCAACUAGGAACUAAAAGCAACAUUCCUUUAAAUAUUCCAAUGAUUAUUACUGAGGGUAGGCCUAACAAUUUUGAGACAAAUUCUUUUGUGAAUAUUCCAUUAAAUAAUUUAUAUUUUGGAAUUGCUGCUUUAUUUGGAAUUUUAAUUACUCUAAUUUGUAUGGCAAUAAUAGCAGUCAGUAUAUGUUUUAUAAUCAAAUACAACCAAAAAAAGAAAUUAAUUUGUUUGGGGAAGAAAUAUGAGUAUUGUUGA